AAAUAACUUGUUCGGAUGGCGUCACAGAGGACUUUCCUUUUCCGUCGGGGAAUUCGGAGGAAGCGGAAGGAGCUUCGAGUCGGCAUGGCGGGGCCGUGGUGGCUGGUCCUCUUUCUGUUCGAGCUAGUCGCUUUGGGGGUUCCGGCGCCAGUUGGAACUGGGCAUGCCAUUCCCGUUGGUAGUCAAGACUCCCAAGUAUCAAAACCUGAAACAAAGAAUUUGCUGCCUCACACUGAAAACUCCCAGGAUGGUGCUUCUGAUUCGGGAGGAGCUCCCCAAACAUCAGGACAUGAUGACUCCAAGCAAAAAGAGAAUUUGUCUGAAGAAACCUCCCACAGUAAAGCUUCUGAUAUAGGAGCACCACCUAAAAAGUCAGAUCCUGUCUUCAGGGAUCCAGACUCCAAGGAAAAAGAGGACUUGCCUAGUGAGCCCCAGGACACCUCCAAGCAAAAAGAGAAUUUGCCAUCUAAGGCUGAAAGCUCCCAGGAUCAAACUUCUUUUCAAAGAGAAGAAAAGGAGGAGGAAGACGAGGAGGAUGCAGGUCAAGAGGAUCAGGAGGAAAAGUCCGAGAGUGAUAAAACAAAGAGCUCAGUGGCUGUCCCACCCCAAAAGAAUGAAACUGAAAAUAGCCACUUUUUUGCCUACUUGGUGACCACAGCUAUUGUUGUUGCUGCAUUGUACAUUGCCUACCAUAAUAAACGGAAGAUCAUUGCCUUUGCUUUAGAAGGAAAAAAAUCAAAGUUAACCAGAAGACCAAAGUCUAGUGACUAUCAACGACUGGAUCAAAAAAUCUAAAGUCAAUCCAGAAACUCCAGCGUGUUGCUGAGUUGAAUAAAGACUUGUCCCACAAAUGAGCUCACUGAAGCACAGGUGACACCCCGCCUUCUAUCAGUACAGCCCCGAAGCCUUUAGGCUGUGCUGUUGUGCCCAGGUGGAGGGAAGAACAGAAGUGCUUUUAACUGUGCACCUGCACUUUGACAGUGGUCGUGUCUGGUACCUUUUGAAGUCCUUGGCUAAUUGCACCCCUCUCAGCUACUUGGACUGUUUUAUCCUGUACUGUGACAUAUGAAUCAGUAAUGGGCAGUACUGUGUGUUUCCAUGUGUGUCCAUCCAAAUGAUGUGGUACUCAUCUUCUACUGUAUCAGUUCAAAGGGCUGCAUUUCAGGGGUGCCUUGCCUGUCGGAUGAACACAUGGGCUUUGUCUCCUAGAUUCCUGAUGUUGUCCUCCUAGCCGACAGGGUGGUUUGUGGUUGACAUAAUGGAAGCUGUCAACCUCCGCCCAUGGGCUUGAACACUAAAACCCCCUUUGCACUAGCCGAGGCACAUUUUUUGCCAGACAGACCUGUCAGAAAUCUUCUCCUUAUAGAUGGCAAUAUUGAGAAAUGACUAUUCAAUGUUGCACAUCUUUCUAGAGAUGCUAAGGAUAUGGGGGAAAUGAUUUUGUUGCAUUUGACUUCUGGCUUCCUAACUCCUCUUUUGUGCAGUUGUAUGGUAACAUUUCUGAUCAUUAGACUAAAGGACGUGUGAUUUGAUGGCUGCUGAUAAGAAAUAAUUUGGGUGGGUGUUAUAAAUCCUCUGAGUCAUGGGUUUUUUCUUUUUUUACCAGUUUGUCAGCCUGCAGUCCCAUAAGCUCAUUUCAGAUGUCUCAGGAGUAUGGUAGUAGGAUCUGAACUGAUCUGGUCUACCUUAGGACCAUAAGUAAUAGAGUGGCAAUAUGUCCUUGAAGAUCAUUUUUUAAAAAAUGAAGCAUUUGUAAACACUUGCCUUUUGCACCAUAAACUCACCAUUCCAGUAUUGAAUUAGACUGUCACUUUUGAGCCCGAGAUCUUAAUUGCUGUUGUAUAAAUCAACACUUUGGAGCCCUGUGUUGAGGAUCACUUUUUAAAUGUUGAAGGACACUUAGGUAGAAAUAGCAUCAUUCACAAGUGCGCUGCAGAAGAUGGUGGUUCAGGGUGUGUGUGUGUGAGAGAGAGCGAGCGAGCGAGUGCAACAGCAUAUAUGUGGUAUCGUAACACUUUUUCCUCAAACCGAAUAUAGAGUAAAAGUUACUACAGUCCCUGUAAUUUCACAGAACAGGCUGUAAAGCAAAGAAGCUUGUUCUUUUAAUGAUUGACUUGAGCUUGUGGCCUUUUGCCCUUUUCUACUGUUCUGUUUGGCUUGCUUUUUUUCCUACUCUGGAUGUGAAGAAGAAACUAAAGUCUGCCCAAAGCCACCUUUGAAUUUACAUACAUUUCCGAUCAGAGCAUUCAGUUGAAAGAACGAUGUUGUGAAACCUGUUUAGUCAAGCUAAGCUUUGUUGCCUUUAAGCCUCACCAGCGCUAGUGCCCAUAUCCCACCCAAAGGCAUCACUCUUUUCUGCAGCUCCUUGACUUUGCUUCUGUCUGUGUGUGGAAAGGUAGCUUGAUGAUCAGACCUGUCUCUAGCAAACACAAUACGCUUAUUUUGAACUUGGGGAAGCUUUCAAAGCUGGUUCUCUUCCACCACCCUGGCAGCUGGAAAUAGUGCAGUUCAUUCCACCCCUUCAUCCCACCUUGUAAGUAGACUAGCUCCAGAUAAUUUUAGCACAGGAACAGCCAGCUAAGGGCUCCUGCAGUGUUGCUCAUUAAAGGGUAAAGAUCCUCUGGUCUUUGGUAUGCCAGGUGUCCACUGUAUCCCCAUGGAGUUCUUUGUAGUGCUACAGGUAAUAGAAAUUGCAGAUGGUCAAAACUGUAUGGUAUUUCCAUGCCAUAAAAAGGGUGUUUGACCUGCUGCUAGCAAAUGACUGCCUGUUCUAGCAUGAAAACUAGAUUUUCUAGAGCACAAUGGAAUCUCUGGCACAGAGCUGUUAAUGAGAGCACUGGCGAGUUGAAUCCUCUUGUUGCAUUUGAUAUAACAUUCAGUACAUAGUGUCCUCAGUUCAUAAUAAUGGACUCUUUGGAAUGCAUUUUUUUCUUGUUACUAUACUCUGGGCAUGAAGUUUUAAAUAUUGAAAGUUUGCUCAAUAUUCUCUUGUGUUGGCAGUUUUUUAAACCUCAACUUCAGAGGAGUCAAGUUCUGUUGAUGGUUUGCUUUCUUGCCUAAAGUUUCUUGUUUUUUCCUAGAUCAGCUCCUUCCCCUGCUUGAAUCCACAAGUGUGUAGUUGUGGUUCUGGAAGCUUUAAAAAACGAGAGAGAGACUUUAAGUGUUCAGAUUUGUUUUUAAUCUCUUUGUAGUCUCUUUUUUCCUGUGUGGUGAUCUCAAUAAAUAGAUGAUACCAAACAUC
This is a messenger RNA of Varanus komodoensis (Komodo dragon), 3241 nucleotides long. It is a transcript of the gene TGOLN2, whose product is annotated as trans-golgi network protein 2. The transcript has 5 exons. The record is from RefSeq and is a predicted model, not a curated record. Lineage: Eukaryota; Metazoa; Chordata; Lepidosauria; Squamata; Varanidae. Bases 16 to 795 code for a protein of 259 amino acids.